This is a messenger RNA of Aspergillus saccharolyticus JOP 1030-1, 1664 nucleotides long. RefSeq lists its product as uncharacterized. Gene Ontology annotation, cellular component: nucleus. Gene Ontology annotation, biological process: regulation of DNA-templated transcription. The transcript has 4 exons. Bases 73 to 1287 code for a protein of 404 amino acids. Gene Ontology annotation, molecular function: zinc ion binding; DNA-binding transcription factor activity, RNA polymerase II-specific; transcription cis-regulatory region binding. The record is from RefSeq and is a predicted model, not a curated record. Lineage: Eukaryota; Fungi; Ascomycota; Eurotiomycetes; Eurotiales; Aspergillaceae.
CGCCAUCAACUUGGUUUUGAGUUAGAGUCCUCUCAAUACUAGGCCACAACAUGUCUCCGAGUUGGUCAUACCAUGCCUCCUAUUCGGACAGGUCGAGCUUUGAAGGCGUGCAAUUCGUGCCGUAAGAACAAGACACGAUGCUAUCCGUCCAACAAUAUGAACGGCGGCUGCCUUCGGUGCGUGACGCUGGCGCAGCCUUGCUCGCUGGAUCUCGAGCUGGCGAGACCUAGUCGCAAGUUGAGCCCGUCAACUCAGUCCCUGUCGAAACAGAAUUCUGCACUGGAGCAGCAGAGUGCUGUCGAUGAGAGAAUCCGCGAACUGGAAAGAACGGUAGAGCGUUUGUUCAAUCGCCUCGAUGUCAAGAUCGAUGCCUUAGCCAGUCAGUACAACCACGGAUUGCCUUCGAGAGAAGAAAAGGGCGCCAUCGAACAUGAUCCAGGCCCUGUGCUCCUCAUUAGGGAGGCUGCUCUAGACGCUGGAGUACGCUCACCGGAGCAGAGUGAAGUUCGUCCCGAAGCAUAUGCCGACCCAAUAACUGCAGGCCUGGUUUCCCCGUCCAUUGCCCACUCCUUAGUUGAAUUAUUCCAUACCCACUACGGCAGAUGGGUGAAGUUCCCAGAGGAUAUCUCAACCCCAGCGCUUCUGUCGCAGAUCAGACAGUCGCCGCUCCUUACAUGCAGCGUAUUGCUGAUUGCUGUUCGGCAUACUACGCAAGACCUGGCAGACCGACUCGCGCCGCAGCUGUUUCGAGAAGCAAAGCGUCUGGUCACGUCCUCGUUACUGGUGGUCCCUCAAACGACACAAUUUUUCCAGGCCGUUCUAAUCCUGAGCCUUUGGUCAACUACCAUCGCUCAAGUGCCACUGAGUAUGGACAGCUGGCUUCUAACCGGCUAUGCUCUGCAGCAGACAUCGAUCAGCCCGGAUCUGCACGAGGUGAUGCGAUCCGACGCAGCUCUUCCUACCGCACGAGCCCACUUCGAUGCGUGGUGUUUAUGGAACCACCUAUGCUUGGCUCAUUUACAAUACUGCGUAGGCACCCGUCGCCAGGCUCUCCUGACCGAGGUCGACAUUGAACGCUGCGCGCGAAUUAUGCGAACGGACAGCAUCACCAACUACGAAGCACGAAUGAUUGCCGAGAUCAAGCUCUAUUGGAUCAUCUACCGCAAGUGUUGCGGAUCGCACUGGGACCUCGAACCGGCGAAAAGUGCCCUGGCAAACUGGCAACAAGAGUUUCGCACACUAUUCUGUAGGUGCCUUCACCUUUUGUUGGCUGCGCGUGCUUCCUGACACAACCUUCAAAAAGCCCAACCUCGUUCCCAGUUUCUCCGCAUGGGCUUUCACUUUGCGCACCUUCUGGCCUACAGAAACUGCCUGAGAUCGUCCCCUCACGAGCCAUCCGACAACAUGAGCAGCAGCAGCAGCACCGCAUCCCUGAUCGCUGAAAUGAUCCCCCACGGGAAGAACAUCAUCGAUCUCGCAAUCAGUACCACGGAUGACCGGACCCGUCAUCUGACGGACCAGAUAUACCACCUCAUCACCUUCGCGGCGCUCACCCUGUGCGGCCUCGUGCACACGUAUGAGUCCCACCUGCGAGCCGCGGGCCAUGACGUGGACGGCCUGGACGGUCUGGUUUUGAGGCUCGUCGAGUGGCUGCGAUCGAUAGG